UUGAGGUUUGAGGGGCUUGAGCAAGCUUUGAGCUUUGAGUCCGAGAGUAUGUUUGGACAAGUUAGCGGUAAAAUUUGUGCUGUGCAUAUUGUUGUGAUAUCAGAAAAGUAAAUGGAGAUGCGUCCGAGAAAGGGAAAGGCAGCUGAACGCCUCCGGAAGAAACCUGAGCAAAACACACCAACUACUGCGUCUUCUGAGAAUCAUGAAGGUGACAGCACUGUAAGGAUGACUUCCACACCCAAGUCGCCGGUUAAACGAACUUCACGGGAGAGAGUUGUCAAAGCGUGCAGGAACACAGCAAUACGUACUCCGAGCGUAUUGACAGACGCUACUAAUUUGAGAGCGUCCACACCUGUAGAUGGCAACGACCCACCGAUCCAGAGUAGCCGAGACUUAUCACCAUUGUGUCACUUCGACCUGGAGUUUGACUACCCAUCCGCAGCCGGCGUUUGGAACGAUGUGGACCAAGAAAACACUGUCGAAUCAGAGAGGCCACCAAGUCCAGAGACGAGCAUUCACUACUGCAGUUUCACCUACGCGGGACGCCGACGACCGCGUGCCCAUAAGAUUGACUUUGAGGCCGAGAAUCCCAACAGUGAGGGCAUGGAAGGGCCACCCCUCUAUCACUCGCCAUUGAGGGACAUCUUGCCUCACGAAACGGAGAGCCCCAAGAAGAGACGGCGGAUUGUUUCGCAGAAAAAGAAGUGUCACCAGUGGCCUGCAUAUGACGAAUGGGCACAAAAGAUGGCCAAGGAGUUUGAACAGAUCAGCAAAUAUGAGCUCGUGUUUGAAUAGUACGCUGAAUGCAACAUUUUCAUAACUAGUGUCAGAUAACACAUCAGCCUACAAGACGCAUUAUAUAUUUAUAUAUAUAUA
Messenger RNA from Ornithodoros turicata, 876 nucleotides. RefSeq lists its product as uncharacterized. The transcript is spliced from 6 exons. Lineage: Eukaryota; Metazoa; Arthropoda; Arachnida; Ixodida; Argasidae. The record is from RefSeq and is a predicted model, not a curated record. The coding region runs from base 112 to 795 and encodes 227 amino acids.